Xylaria bambusicola is the source of this 2850-nucleotide messenger RNA. RefSeq lists its product as uncharacterized. Lineage: Eukaryota; Fungi; Ascomycota; Sordariomycetes; Xylariales; Xylariaceae. Gene Ontology annotation, molecular function: calcium-activated cation channel activity. The transcript has 4 exons. The record is from RefSeq and is a predicted model, not a curated record. Gene Ontology annotation, cellular component: plasma membrane. The coding region runs from base 231 to 2789 and encodes 852 amino acids.
CUGAAACAAUGUGCAGGAACCUCUACCUAAAACUGUUAUUCGAAUGUGGCGGACGAAGGGACAGCGCAUGACAAUUACGUCAGUGAUGUGAUCUCCCAGAGAAGCUCCAGCACACUGCCAUCCCGACGAUUUAUUGUACAGACUCUCUCGUUGUUCAUGCUCAUCACCACUAUGACCCCUAGAACCUGCUAAGCUAUCUCCAUUGCUGUCGGCUGAAGCUCGUAGUGACCAUGGCGGAUGAUGACGGGACGUGCCAAGGUGAGGCCGCCCUCGCCCCAGGAAGCAAAGAUAUCUUUGUACAGCUGGUCAUCUCUUUUGCUUUGGGGAUAUCUGCCUUCAUAGCUUUUUGUAUUCUUCGUCCCCGAUGGAAAACACUCUAUGCCGCAAGAAAGCGACACAGCAACCCCGAAAUUGCCCUGCCUGUUCUUCCCGAUAGUUUUCUAGGAUGGAUACCAGCCUUAUAUAAGGUGACGGAGGAGCAAGUCUUGGCCUCUGCCGGCUUAGACGCGUUUGUGUUCCUCUCUUUCUUCAAGAUGUCUCUCCGCCUAUUUGGGAUAAUGUUCUUCUUCUCUGUAACAGUUUUGUGGCCUAUACACAGAGCAUUCGAUACCUACCACUGGAACCCUCCGGAGCGUCACGAUAACUCUUCGGCUCAACAUAGCUUGCUUUUCAACAACCCAUAUCUUGACGAAUCGUUUCUCUUCACCGCAAAAAAUACCAAUAAGCAUGACGACAAAGGAUGGAGUUAUCUUUGGUCAUACCUCGUCUUCACAUGGUUCUUCUCACUCUUGACAAUGUACUUCGUCAACACAGAGACAUUCAGAGUGGUCAAGAUCAGGCAAGACUAUCUUGGUACUCAGUCUACUGUGACAGACCGCACCUUCAGACUGACCGGGAUUCCAAAAGAUCUGAGAACGAAAGAAAAAAUCAAAGAAUUUGUUGAAAAUCUAGAGAUUGGACACGUCCGCAGUGUAAAUCUGUGUCGAAACUGGGCGGAAAUUGAUGGCCUUAUGGCCCAGCGACGAAAUGUUCUCCACAAGCUUGAGGAAGCUUGGAGCGCUUACAGAUCACAAAAGGCUAUGAAACCACGCGCCGCUAUGCGGCAUAAUGCUGUAAGCGAUGGAAACGAUCAGCAAGAUGGUCGCAGAGAGGAUACGAAUGAGAAUGGCCCAUUGCUUGGCAGUAACGACCUUCAAACAGAACGUCCAAAAAUCCGUUUACGCUUUGGUUUUCUUAAGAUGCGGAAUCGUAAAAUUGAUGCGUUAGACUAUUACGAAGAGCAGCUGCGUCGACUAGAUGAGAAAAUCGGGGCUGCACGGAAGAAAGUCUAUACACCCACAGACACAGCAUUUGUGACUAUGGAUUCCAUUGCAGCAUGUCAAAUGGCGGUUCAAGCCACGGUAGAUCCACGGCCUGGCCAGCUGCUAGCCAAGCCAGCACCAUCCCCGCAUGAUCUGAUAUGGAAAAAUAUUUAUGUUCCGCGAUAUCGAAGGAGAUUACAGUCCGGGGUGGUCACUGUUUUCAUCACUACCCUAUCGAUUCUCUGGUUUUUCCCGGUUGCCAUCUUGGCUUCUUUGCUCAGUAUUUGCACUAUUAAGCAUAUUGCCCCGUCGCUGGGUGAAUCACUUGAACGACAUGAGGUCACCAAAGCUUUGGUCCGAACUGGACUACCAACCCUAAUUGUGUCGCUCUUGAACGUGCUUGUGCCAUACCUUUACGAUUAUCUUUCAAAUAUCCAGGGGUUUAUCUCGCAGGGCGAUGUUGAAUUGUCUGUCAUAUCGAAGAAUUUUUUCUUCGUCUUCUUCAACAUCUUCGUCGUUUAUGCAGUAUCCGGCUCUGCUGCGCUUGCGGAUCUCUGGCAAAUUAUCAAAGAUUCGUUAAGCGACACGAACGUGAUCGCGUCAAAGAUUGCCCAAUCCAUUCAAAGCCUCAGCAACUUCUACCUAAACUUUAUCAUGCUUCAAGGUUUCGGGCUAUUCCCCUUCAAGCUUCUGCAAUUUGGCAGCGUUUUCCUUUAUCCAUUCUACCGUAUGGGUGCCAAAACCCCUCGUGACUUCGCCGAACUUGUUCAACCAACGCUAUUCAAUUAUGGCUUUUAUCUACCCACCGCCCUGCUUAUAUUCAUCGUUUGUCUUGUUUAUAGCGUUCUUCCAGGUUCCGAGCUAGUGCUGCUCCUAGGUGUCUGUUACUUCGCGCUUGGCUACUUUGUAUACAAGUAUCAGCUUCUUUACUCUAUGGAUCAGCCGCAGCAUGCCACAGGCAAAGCUUGGCCAAUGAUAUGCAGGCGUAUCAUCCUCGGCCUCAUAUCUUUCCAGAUUGUCAUGCUUGCCAUUUUAGUGCUGCGCAAAGCCAUUUAUGAAGCAGCCCUCAUUGCUCCACUGCUAGUUCUGACGUUGUGGUAUAAUAGCUACUUCCAUCGACAAUUCGUUCCACUCACCAAAUUCAUUGCUCUCCGAAGCAUCAACCGCGAGUCGGAUCCUGGGAGACAGAGCAAUCCUGAGCGAAAUGGGGAAGAUUCAACACGGCUCACCAGACGAAUGAGUACGAUUGACGAAGACCGGGAGAAAGGAUUAUCAUUCAUCAAUCCCUCUCUAAUUACUCCACUAGAACAGCCUUGGAUCUACCAAGAUCCACCACCGCCUCUAUCUCCUACAGAAUCUGUCAAUGCAUACCACCCAAGCGACUAUGAAGACCAGUCUGAUCGUCAUAACGCAGCAGUGAGUACAUCAAGCUCGGUUAGUCUAGGAGACACGCGUGUCUGGCGCAAUAAUGGUGACGAUAACGUUUGAGUAGACUUAACGCUACGUAUAUAAUAUCAUAUCAAUAUAAGGUACCAUUCACUUGAUAAAA